This is a messenger RNA of Bolinopsis microptera, 2476 nucleotides long. Its product is annotated as ribose-phosphate pyrophosphokinase 1-like. The record is from RefSeq and is a predicted model, not a curated record. Gene Ontology annotation, cellular component: ribose phosphate diphosphokinase complex; cytoplasm. Gene Ontology annotation, molecular function: ATP binding; ribose phosphate diphosphokinase activity; magnesium ion binding. The coding region runs from base 42 to 1004 and encodes 320 amino acids. Gene Ontology annotation, biological process: ribonucleoside monophosphate biosynthetic process; purine nucleotide biosynthetic process; 5-phosphoribose 1-diphosphate biosynthetic process. The transcript is spliced from 9 exons. Lineage: Eukaryota; Metazoa; Ctenophora; Tentaculata; Lobata; Bolinopsidae.
CAACACUACUAUAUAACAAAUAAUUUGAGUGUAGCCGCAAGAUGCCCAACAUCAAAAUCUUUGCUGGCAACUCCCACCCCGAGCUGGCCCAGCGCAUUGCUCAGCGCCUAGGAACAGAGCCUAGCAAGGUGGUGUUAAAGAAGUUUGCAAACCAGGAAACAUGUGUUGAAAUUGGAGAGAGUGUGAGAGGAGAGGAUGUCUACAUUCUUCAAUCAGGUACUGGUUGUGGAGAGGUUAAUGAUCAUUUGAUGGAGAUGCUGAUUAUGAUCCAUGCUUGUAAGAUUGCCAGCGCAGAGAGGGUGACUGCUGUUAUUCCAUGCUACCCUUACGCUAGACAAGACAAGAAAGAUAAGAGCCGAGCACCCAUAUCCGCCAAACUGGUUGCCAACAUGUUGUCUGUUGCUGGAGCUGAUCACAUCAUCACCAUGGAUCUCCACGCUUCACAGAUACAGGGAUUCUUCGACAUUCCAGUUGAUAACCUGUAUGCUGAACCGGCUGUUCUGAAAUGGAUCAAAGAGAACAUCGAGAACUGGAGAGAAUGUGUUAUUGUAUCCCCUGAUGCCGGUGGAGCUAAACGUGUUGUUUCUAUUGCUGACCGUCUUAAUGUCAACUUUGCCCUCAUCCACAAAGAGCGAGCAGUUGCUAACGAAGUACAGAGAAUGACAUUAGUAGGUGACGUGGAUAACAGAAUAGCCAUCAUUGUGGACGACCUGGCUGACACGUGCGGGACUGUGGUUAAAGCCGCUGAGAAACUGAAAGAGGCUGGAGCCAAAGCGGUGUUUGCUGUAAUGACGCAUGGUGUAUUUAGCGGACCGGCUCUAGAAAGGGUGAUGGGCAGUUGUAUCGAGGCUAUCGUGGUCAGCAACACAAUCCCACAACACGAGAAAAUCGCGAGGUGUCCCAAAAUACAGGUAAUCGACGUCAGCUCGAUCAUUGGGGAGGCAAUUCGACGGACACACAACGGCGAAAGUAUUAGCUAUCUUCUUCAAAAUAUCCCGCUUUAAUUGUCUUGAAUUGUUAAUAUUUCAACCACCUGUGUCCUUUAAACUUUAUUAUCUCAAACUCUCUCGAAGAAAAAUGAGAGCAAAGCGACUGAAAUUGAAGUUAGUUUAUGCAUAAAUUAAUUUAUAAUUAUGAUGCGUUGAUAAAAGAUUGAAGUUUUUCCGCAGCCUUUUACUUAUUGCAUAUGUAAUGAAACUUCAAAAGUUGCAUUGGCAGCCUUGUCUGACGAAUUUAAAUAAUGUAAAGAAUGAAAAGAGUGCAAGUUUCUCUAAGAUAUUACCAUGUUAAGAUGCUUCAGAAUAUAGGCUGAAACUUGCUUACAUGUCUGAAUUGGCGAACUCCAAAUCUUCUUGAAAAUCAUACCAAAAAUUAUAGCUCAUAUUAUUUUUAUUUUUUGACCUACAGAAUGAUUACAACAAGUAAACUAUUCAACUUAUUGGGAAAAAUUUGAAACGGACUUUGCAGAAGUUAUAUCCUUGCAAUUUAAUGAAUGACUAACCAAGAAGAUUUCAAAAAAGCUAAUUGAAAUGUGUGCCAUUUUAAUGUAAAGAAAAUAAUACCAGGCUACUUAUUAUUUCUUAAAAGGGGCUGUUCUUGCACUUUAAUAGAAAAGCUCUCUGCACCGUACACGCGGUGUGUAAAGAAACUUCAGAAUUUAAACUAGAUUUUGAGAGCCGAUGAGAUCAGCUGUUUUAGGCUGUUACAUACAUCACAGCAUGAGCAGUGUGUUUAUGUAGUGGAUUAUGGUGUAACGUCAAUAUUCCGCGCAUAUAACUUGUUUUUUGUUAUAAAUUCGGACUCCGUUAGACCUGUACUACACACAGUUAGUUGGAUGCUAGAUUAAGGUUGAAAACCACGUGACCGACUUAAGACCGUGGUCAGGCUAUAGCUAUAGUAGAGGUAGCAUAGAAGAAAUCAAUUUGCCGAGCUUAUAAACGUAUGACAGACACUAAAGGCUUGAAUGUCAUGACGAUGCGGUGCAGUUAAAAUUCCAUUUCAUGCGGAAUUUUAUGCAAAACAGCUUAAUACUGAUAGAGAUUAGAGGCCCAUUUAAUAGAGGUCUGACUGUACUUUUUAGCCGUCCUGAAAGUAUUUUUUAGAAUUCCAGUAACUCUGGAAAUUAUGAGCAGUUUAAUAAAAUAUUGAAAAAAUUAAACAUCGAAAUUUUAAUCCGGUUAUUCGCACUCAUAUUUGACGUUGCACCUCGUUAUGGACUAUGGGCUUAUUUUUGUUUGCAUGUCUUUCAAAUAACAAUGUAAAUUCUUGUGAGCAAACCACGUUCAAAACUUUUGGCUUCCAGCACAGCGUGUGGUCAUAUUAAUUUAUUGCACUGAUAAGUUAUUAACUUAUGUUUAUUACUCCGUAUGUAACUAAAAUCUUAAUAAUGAUGAUGAAGCGCUGAUCGUUAAUUUAUUGGGAGUUCGAAAAGCGACAUGGUUGAUACUUACAGUAUUAUUUUAAUUUUUACUAAGUA